CUGGGGCGGGAUUCCAGGCUAGUCCAGGAGGAAGUCCGCACGCCGCCACCCGCUUCGGGUCCCCGGCGCUGGCAGCCCCCGGGCGCAGAGCCAGCCCAGCCGCGUUCCGAACGCGAGGGUCGCCGGCCUGGGCGCUGUCACGUCGGGGCUGCUGGAGCUGCGGAGGACCGGGCCCGAACGGCCCCUGACACCUGCGGUCUCCCGCCGGGCUGGGCAAGCGCAGAUGAAUUUACAACCAAUUUUCUGGAUUGGACUGAUCAGUUCAGUUUGCUGUGUGUUUGCUCAAACAGAUGAAAAUAGAUGUUUAAAAGCAAAUGCCAAAUCAUGUGGAGAGUGUAUACAAGCAGGGCCAAAUUGUGGGUGGUGCACAAAUUCAACAUUUUUACAGGAAGGAAUGCCUACUUCUGCACGAUGUGAUGAUUUAGAAGCCUUAAAAAAGAAGGGUUGCCCUCCAGAUGACAUAGAAAAUCCCAGAGGCUCCAAAGAUAUAAAGAAAAAUAAAAAUGUAACCAACCGUAGCAAAGGAACAGCAGAGAAGCUCAAGCCAGAGGAUAUUACUCAGAUCCAACCACAGCAGUUGGUUUUGCGAUUAAGAUCAGGGGAGCCACAGACAUUUACAUUAAAAUUCAAGAGAGCUGAAGACUAUCCCAUUGACCUCUACUACCUUAUGGACCUGUCUUACUCAAUGAAAGACGAUUUGGAGAAUGUAAAAAGUCUUGGAACAGAUCUGAUGAAUGAAAUGAGGAGGAUUACUUCGGACUUCAGAAUUGGAUUUGGCUCAUUUGUGGAAAAGACUGUGAUGCCUUACAUUAGCACAACACCAGCUAAGCUCAGGAACCCUUGCACAAGUGAACAGAACUGCACCAGCCCAUUUAGCUACAAAAAUGUGCUCAGUCUUACUAAUAAAGGAGAAGUAUUUAAUGAACUUGUUGGAAAACAGCGCAUAUCUGGAAAUUUGGAUUCUCCAGAAGGUGGUUUUGAUGCCAUCAUGCAAGUUGCAGUUUGUGGAUCACUGAUUGGCUGGAGGAAUGUUACACGGCUGCUGGUGUUUUCCACAGAUGCCGGGUUUCACUUUGCUGGAGAUGGGAAACUUGGUGGCAUUGUUUUACCAAAUGAUGGACAAUGUCACCUGGAAAAUAAUAUGUACACAAUGAGCCAUUAUUAUGAUUAUCCUUCUAUUGCUCACCUUGUCCAGAAACUGAGUGAAAAUAAUAUUCAGACGAUUUUUGCAGUUACUGAAGAAUUUCAGCCUGUUUACAAGGAGCUGAAAAACUUGAUCCCUAAGUCAGCAGUAGGAACAUUAUCUGCAAAUUCUAGCAAUGUAAUUCAGUUGAUCAUUGAUGCAUACAAUUCCCUUUCCUCAGAAGUCAUUUUGGAAAACGGCAAAUUGUCAGAAGGAGUAACAAUAAGUUACAAAUCUUACUGCAAGAACGGGGUGAAUGGAACAGGGGAAAAUGGAAGAAAAUGUUCCAAUAUUUCCAUUGGAGAUGAGGUUCAAUUUGAAAUUAGCAUAACUUCAAAUAAGUGUCCAAAAAAGGAUUCUGACAGCUUUAAAAUUAGGCCUCUGGGCUUUACGGAGGAAGUAGAGGUUAUUCUUCAGUACAUCUGUGAAUGUGAAUGCCAAAGCGAAGGCAUCCCUGAAAGUCCCAAGUGUCAUGAAGGAAACGGGACAUUUGAGUGUGGCGCGUGCAGGUGCAAUGAAGGGCGUGUUGGUAGACAUUGUGAAUGCAGCACAGAUGAAGUUAACAGUGAAGACAUGGAUGCUUACUGCAGGAAAGAAAACAGUUCAGAAAUCUGCAGUAACAAUGGAGAGUGCGUCUGCGGACAGUGUGUUUGUAGGAAGAGGGAUAAUACAAAUGAAAUUUAUUCUGGCAAAUUCUGCGAGUGUGAUAAUUUCAACUGUGAUAGAUCCAAUGGCUUAAUUUGUGGAGGAAAUGGUGUUUGCAAGUGUCGUGUGUGUGAGUGCAACCCCAACUACACUGGCAGUGCAUGUGACUGUUCUUUGGAUACUAGUACUUGUGAAGCCAGCAACGGACAGAUCUGCAAUGGCCGGGGCAUCUGCGAGUGUGGUGUCUGUAAGUGUACAGAUCCGAAGUUUCAAGGGCAAACGUGUGAGAUGUGUCAGACCUGCCUUGGUGUCUGUGCUGAGCAUAAAGAAUGUGUUCAGUGCAGAGCCUUCAAUAAAGGAGAAAAGAAAGACACAUGCACACAGGAAUGUUCCUAUUUUAACAUUACCAAGGUAGAAAGUCGGGACAAAUUACCCCAGCCGGUCCAACCUGAUCCUGUGUCCCAUUGUAAGGAGAAGGAUGUUGAUGACUGUUGGUUCUAUUUUACGUAUUCAGUGAAUGGGAACAACGAGGUCAUGGUUCAUGUUGUGGAGAAUCCAGAGUGUCCCACUGGUCCAGACAUCAUUCCAAUUGUAGCUGGUGUGGUUGCUGGAAUUGUUCUUAUUGGCCUUGCAUUACUGCUGAUAUGGAAGCUUUUAAUGAUAAUUCAUGACAGAAGGGAGUUUGCUAAAUUUGAAAAGGAGAAAAUGAAUGCCAAAUGGGACACGGGUGAAAAUCCUAUUUAUAAGAGUGCCGUGACAACUGUGGUCAAUCCGAAGUAUGAGGGAAAAUGAGUACUGCCCGUGCAAAUCCCACAACACUGAAUGCAAAGUAGCAAUUUCCAUAGUCACAGUUAGGUAGCUUUAGGGCAAUAUUGCCAUGGUUUUACUCAUGUGCAGGUUUUGAAAAUGUACAAUAUGUAUAAUUUUAAAAAUGUUUUAUUAUUUUGAAAAUAAUGUUGUAAUUCAUGCCAGGGACUGACAAAAGACUUGAGACAGGAUGGUUAUUCUUGUCAGCUAAGGUCACAUUGUGCCUUUUUGACCUUUUCUUCCUGGACUAUUGAAAUCAAGCUUAUUGGAUUAAGUGAUAUUUCUAUAGCGAUUGAAAGGGCAAUAGUUAAAGUAAUGAGCAUGAUGAGAGUUUCUGUUAAUCAUGUAUUAAAACUGAUUUUUAGCUUUACAAAUAUGUCAGUUUGCAGUUAUGCAGAAUCCAAAGUAAAUGUCCUGCUAGCUAGUUAAGGAUUGUUUUAAAUCUGUUAUUUUGCUAUUUGCCUGUUAGACAUGACUGAUGACAUAUCUGAAAGACAAGUACGUUGAGAGUUGCUGGUGUAAAAUACGUUUGAAAUAGUUGAUCUACAAAGGCCAUGGGAAAAAUUCAGAGAGUUAGGAAGGAAAAACCAAUAGCUUUAAAACCUGUGUGCCAUUUUAAGAGUUACUUAAUGUUUGGUAACUUUUAUGCCUUCACUUUACAAAUUCAAGCCUUAGAUAAAAGAACCGAGCAAUUUUCUGCUAAAAAGUCCUUGAUUUAGCACUAUUUACAUACAGGCCAUACUUUACAAAGUAUUUGCUGAAUGGGGACCUUUCGAGUUGAAUUUAUUUUAUUAUUUUUAUUUUGUUUAAUGUCUGGUGCUUUCUAUCACCUCUUCUAAUCUUUUAAUGUAUUUGUUUGCAAUUUUGGGGUAAGACUUUUUUUAUGAGUACUUUUUCUUUGAAGUUUUAGCGUUCAAUUUGCCUUUUUAAUGAACAUGUGAAGUUAUACUGUGGCUAUGCAACAGCUCUCACCUACGCGAGUCUUACUUCGAGUUAGUGCCAUAACAGACCACUGUAUGUUUACUUCUCACCAUUUGAGUUGCCCAUCUUGUUUCAUACUAGUCACAUUCUUGUUUUAAGUGCCUUUAGUUUUAACAGUUCACUUUUUACAGUGCUAUUUACUGAAGUUAUUUAUUAAAUAUGCCUAAAAUACUUAAA
This is a messenger RNA of Gorilla gorilla gorilla (western lowland gorilla), 3793 nucleotides long. It is a transcript of the gene ITGB1, whose product is annotated as integrin subunit beta 1. The transcript has 16 exons. Lineage: Eukaryota; Metazoa; Chordata; Mammalia; Primates; Hominidae. The record is from RefSeq and is a predicted model, not a curated record. Gene Ontology annotation, cellular component: synapse; focal adhesion; integrin complex. Gene Ontology annotation, molecular function: protein kinase binding; fibronectin binding; laminin binding. Gene Ontology annotation, biological process: cell migration; cell-matrix adhesion; integrin-mediated signaling pathway. The coding region runs from base 224 to 2620 and encodes 798 amino acids.